This is a messenger RNA of Phycomyces blakesleeanus NRRL 1555(-), 1430 nucleotides long. RefSeq lists its product as hypothetical. The record is from RefSeq and is a predicted model, not a curated record. The coding region runs from base 1 to 558 and encodes 185 amino acids. Lineage: Eukaryota; Fungi; Mucoromycota; Mucoromycetes; Mucorales; Phycomycetaceae. The transcript is spliced from 5 exons.
AUGGGCUCAAUGUCCACACCAAAUGGCUACGAAUCUGUAACGCGUGAACCAUUACAAAAACGGCUUACAGUAAAUAUCGGCAAAUAUUGCCGGCAACACGAUAUCAGCGACAAUGUCAAAUCAGAAAUACCAAUGAUUUUCAUGGCCCACAAGCAAGAAAAAGUAUCCCCUAGUGAUGAUAAUCUUGAUACCAAACAACACCAACAUGUAGCCAACAUAAUUAUGAUAUCGCGUUUCUUCAUGACCACCGCCAUUAAGACUAUAAGCAUAAUAAAAGAUGCUUCGGCAAAAACCAUCACUCACGAUAAAAGUAUUAUGCAGCUUUUAGGUCUUGAUCUCCCAUUACCAGAAGUUAGAUUGGCCAAGACCGUUAUCCAGGCCGACGAUAAUAAGGAAGAAACAACGUGGCGUAGCUAUUUUAGUCUUUCUGUCGGCGAACGAGGCAUCAAGGCUGGAACAUCCAUGGAUGCAUUACAAUUCGCUGAGAUUCAGAUGCGUCGAAAUGUCAAAGAUGAAACUGGUGCACUGGAAGAUGAGCCACGUUUAGUGAGGGCCUAAGCUUCUCACGCUCAAGGAUAAACACGGACUUCAAAAGAUUGUCGAGUGGAAUUGCUGUGAGUCAUUAGCAACGAUGAAAAAGAUGUUGCAAGAGAAAACUGGAAAGUUUGUAUCCGAAGAUACUCUUAGUAGCGCUAUACACGAGCUUGGAUAUAACUACCGUGUUACUCGAGAAAAGCCAUUUCUGACACCGGCUGAUAUGGAUGUACGCCUUUAAUGGGCCGGCCAGAAAAUGAACUAGGGAAAAGAAUGGAGAUCAGUGAUAUGGAUUGACGAGUCCCGUUUCUGCCUUUUUAAAGUAGAUGGACAAGACCAUAUAUGGAGAAAGUCUAAGGAAAAAUACAACGCAGAGUUCAUGUAGCCAAAAAUUCAAGGAGGUGGAGGCUCUAUAAAGUUGUGGGGGUGUAUAUGGGCUAGAGGUAUUGGUCCACUUGUCUGUUUAGAGAAUAACAUGGAUGCAAGGGAGUAUAUCAAAGCUUAGAGCGAUUAUUUCAAGGUAUUUUAUGAUAUGCUUCCAAGCAAAGACACCCAGCACUAUGUGUUUCAAGAGGACAACCCGCCUGUUCAUAAAGCAAGAAUUGCAGAAAAGUACAAGAAUGAUCUUGGUCUUGACGUUCUUGAUUGGCCUUCAAAGAGCCCUGAUCUCAGCCCAAUCGAGAACAUGUGGAGCCUGUUGGAUGACCGCGUGCGUGCUAGGUCUCCUCGGCCUAUGAUUUUGAGACAACUGGCCGAAGCAUUGGGAGAGAAGUGGCAACGCAUAAGUUGACAAGAAUGCUAUACCUACUGUAAUAGUAUGCCCAACAAAAUAGAAGCUAUUCAGAAAAACAAGGGUGGGCAUAGCCCAUAUUAAAUAAAGUCGGUUUUUUUAUUGC